UGUUUGCAGCAUGAUCACAUAGUUGUCGAUCUUCACCAGGAUCCGCACGGUCGGAGAGACGCCGCUCCAACUCCCUUGCUGGCAAUGACUCCCCCACCGGGCUUCUGUCACAUUAGCUGAUGCCUUCGGCUCAUCCGGUGAAUCAUCCUUUUUUUUCUCUUCGCUCCUCGUCUACAGGUAGCAGGCACAGCACUUUCUACUGCUAUUAUUGAGCAGAUUCCAGUUCACGUAAUCUCUUCUUGAUCGUGCUGAGGUGUGGUUCACAGCUAGGAACAAGUGCAUCUGGAUCAUAGCACUUGCUGGGCAGCAUUCCGGAACCAUUGACAUUCUUCGAACCCCGAGUGAACAUUUAUUGCGGAUAGUAUCAUUUGACCCUGAAUUUCGCGAAUAACGUCUAUCAUCACGAUGUCCCGUUGGCGCCGGUAUUUUCGAUCCCCUGAAAACCACGGGAAGAUCCAGGCUUCCCCAUCAUACUUGGAUUGGAAGACGGAUGAUAUCGAUAUAACGGUGGUGGAGUCCACACCAGCCACGCAGGAUAGCACUGGGGCUGCCAAGAUCCAGGCCGCGGAAGCUGUGGGUGGAAGAAAGGGCAGGUAUCUGCUCUAUGUGGGGUUGGCGAUGAUGAUGGUCAUUUAUGAACUGGACAACGCGACCGUCGGAACUUAUCGCAACUUUGCAACAUCGGACUUUGACGCGCUGUCAAAGCUCGCGACACUAAAUACAGCCGCGAGCAUCAUCUCCGCUGUCACGAAACCGCCAAUCGCGAAGAUAUCCGAUGUCCUUGGUCGCGGCGAGGCAUAUGUCUUCGCUGUCUCCUGUUACAUUUUGUCUUACAUCCUUUGUGCUUCUUCUCAAUCCUUCGAUACCUACGCUGGCGGCUAUGUCCUCUACUCUGUUGGCCAAGCUGGCACUUCGUUCCUCAACGCCACCAUUGUGUCAGAUCUCUCUUCAAUGCGAUGGAGAGGCUUUGCUUACAACAUUCUCUAUGUUCCCUUUCUGAUCACCCCGUGGGUUUCCGCUUUCAUUGUAGACAGUGUUGUCAAUGGCAUCGGCUGGAGAUGGGGAAUCGGCAUGUUUGCCAUACUGAUGCCCUUUGGUGCUAGUUUCAUCAUCACCACCCUUCUUAUCUUUCAGUGGCGGGCCAAGAAGGCCGGACUGGUCUUGACUGAGCAGCUAAGCAUCUAUGAGUUUUGCUCACGCAUUGACCUGGGCGGCCUAAUCCUGCUCAGUGGGGGCUUUUCUCUGAUCUUGAUCCCAAUAACAUUGGCUGCCACCGUUGCAGACAGGUGGAAGGCGCCUUGGGUGGAUGCCCUCAUUGCCGUGGGCGCGAUUAUUUUGGCAUGCCUCUACCCAUAUGAGAAGCAUGCCGCCCGGCAUCCUGUUGUCCCAGUCCACUACAUCUGGAACCUAUCUGUUCUCAUCCCCGUGAUUCUGGUUGCAGUCGACAAUAUCAGCUUCGGUGCUACACACACUUACUUGUACGUGUGGUCAAUGGUCUCCCACAAUUUCAAUGCGCGGGAUGCGCAAUUCCUGUACUAUGUCAAUGGCGUCAUGCAAGCUUUGGUAGGUAUGGCAACAGGGCUGGUUAUGUAUCGCUUGCGCUCCUACAAGUGGAUCGGCGUGGCAGGUGCAGUGAUUCGCAUGGUCGGAUAUGGGGUUAUGGUCCGCCUACGCACGAACAAAAGCUCGGUCGCAGAGCUUAUUAUUGUGCAACUCGUCCAGGGCAUCGGUAGUGGCAUCAUCGAGACAGUGGCUGUCGUGGCCGCUCAGAUCGCUGUUUCUCAUGCCGAGAUGGCUCAGGUUACGUCUCUGGUCAUGCUGGCAGCUUACCUUGGCAACGGGAUCGGAUCCUCCAUCGCAGGUGGGAUCUACUCGGGCGAAUUACGCCACCAGCUCCGGUUGCACCUUGGGCCUGAUGUCAACCAGGCCGAGGUGGAAAAGCUGUACAAUUCGAUCACGGGCACAUUGCCCUCUUGGGGGUCCCCUGAACGGGUGGCAAUCAAUCGAGCUUAUUCUGAUGUCAUGGGGCUCAUCACGAUCGCGGCCCUGGCAUUCUCUGCCCCAGUUGUAAUCUUAUCGCUGGUGCUGCCAAACAAGAAGCUUGGGGACGGACACAAUUUGAUGCAGGGGAAAGGAAGCUCUACCUCUUCCGAUUCGUCAACCCUGAAUGAGGAAAAGACGCGCAAUACUUGAACCGAAAUGAUAUACCAUGAUUGUGCUUGAAUUAUACAUUAUAUACACUGCCACAUG
Messenger RNA from Aspergillus japonicus CBS 114.51, 2250 nucleotides. RefSeq names its product putative siderochrome-iron transporter. The transcript is spliced from 6 exons. Lineage: Eukaryota; Fungi; Ascomycota; Eurotiomycetes; Eurotiales; Aspergillaceae. Gene Ontology annotation, biological process: transmembrane transport. The record is from RefSeq and is a predicted model, not a curated record. Bases 406 to 2193 code for a protein of 595 amino acids. Gene Ontology annotation, molecular function: transmembrane transporter activity.